CCACGCGAGACAGGUUGAGCGUCUAAUUCAAAUAGAAAGGGGGUUCUCCAAGAUGUUACGUAAACGCACAAAGGCGUUCGAACACACAGAGUACCCGAACGUAAAAUCGUCUGUUAGAAAAAAGAUUGUAGAUUUUCUGGUGAGUCUAGUCACGCAAGCCCGUGACAGAGAAGGAAAAGAAAACACGACACUGAGAACUCGUUUAGACAAACAUGAAGAACGAAUCACUGAGGUUUACACACAGUUAAGGAAACAAACCCAGCAAUUCACCCGAGUCCUGCAGACUAUUAAACACAUAGAAGACUAUUUAAACAGAACUGAAACGACAGGGUCUUCUGUGGACACAAGCUCGAUCCCGUCGCUUCACAGUGAACAGAUUCAAAGUCGAUUAUGACAGCAGAAUACACCCCAAUACAACUUAAAAGGGACUGAGGGUUUUUUUUCUAAAUCAAAGCAACUGGAUUGGUGCAUUUUUAUCGUGUCUAGUCGAAGCCAAUCGUUUCAAAUUUGCAACAUUUGAACGCUGGCCAACUGCGUUCGCUUCGCAAUUUAAUGACAUCGACAGUAGUCAGUUAUGCUUUGACUUGAAAGUCCUUGCAA
This is a messenger RNA of Exaiptasia diaphana, 600 nucleotides long. Its product is annotated as transient receptor potential cation channel subfamily A member 1. Gene Ontology annotation, cellular component: membrane. NCBI's taxonomy places the organism in Eukaryota, Metazoa, Cnidaria, Anthozoa, Actiniaria, Aiptasiidae. The record is from RefSeq and is a predicted model, not a curated record. Gene Ontology annotation, biological process: monoatomic ion transport; transmembrane transport. Gene Ontology annotation, molecular function: monoatomic ion channel activity.